ACUUAACACUUUGUCUGCUUUGUCUCCAUCUGCAAUUUGGGAAGAUCAUUUCUUCCAUUUUCCUUUCUUCCACUAUCUCCUUUUGCAACUUGAGAAUAUCAUUUCUUCCAUUUUCGAUUAUCAUUUCUUCCCUUUUGAUUUCUUCCUCAUUUCUUCCAUUCUCGAUAUGACAAUCAUCUUCUUUUAGUUGGAUCUGAAGCUCCUUUUAGUGAAUUAAAAGAUAAGUUUUUAGUUUGAAUUAAAAAUGGAUUUGUAAAUCAUAUUCUUCUGUGUUGUAAUUAUUGUAGUUUGAGUUAAAAAUUGAUUGAAAUUGGUUAUCUCUGAUGGCAAUCACAAGGAUAUUGAAUCGAAGACGGAUGUUGGUGAUAUUGAUGGGCAUGGAGUAAUGCAAGUUAACUAUGAAGCACUUGAUGAAAUUAUACAUGAGAAGGACCGUGUUAACGUUGAUGGUGAAUUGAAUAUUGUUAGUGAUGGAUGCUUGGAUAUUGUUGAAUAUGAUAAUGUAAUUGUUGAUGAAGAUUUUGAGUUUGAAGGAGGUGAAUACGAUUAUGAAGAUGCAGAUGAAAAUGAUGAAUUUGAUGGAGGUGAAUACGAUGAUGAGACUGAUUUUGGUGAUGCUAGUGGACACAAAUCUUGGAAUACAGAUACAAACAACGAUGGAACUGACGGGGAAGGUUUAAAAUGGAGCUUAGAUAAUUUGAAUGAAUCAAUAUUUCCAUAUCAAAUUCUAGACGAAUCACUUAUUGUUGAUAAUGUCAACAAUAUUGUAAAGAUGGACACGUUUAACUUGCAAAAUGAUGAUGUUUCCAUGCUGCAAGACAAAGUUGAGCAACAAAAGCAUGGCCCGAAGCACGAAAUCCGGUGUGGACGUGGAGCAAAAUUUCGGGUGCAUAUUGAUAUAAUUUCACAUCGUUGGUAUAUCACAGUUUUUACCUUUGAGCAUAAUUAUGAAAUGUUAAAGAAGAAACACUACAAGUUGUGGGCGGCUAACAUGAAGCUUAGUAAGUCUGAUAAGAUACAAAAUCUUUGUGUUAAAGAUCCAUUGAUGUUUGUUGCACACACGGUAGGUGCUGAUGGAAUGAUACAAAACCUAUUUUGGAGCGAUGGUGAAAGUUAA
Molecule: messenger RNA, 1117 nt
Organism: Lathyrus oleraceus (garden pea)
Lineage: Eukaryota; Viridiplantae; Streptophyta; Magnoliopsida; Fabales; Fabaceae
Exons: 4
Coding region: 386-1117 (243 amino acids)
Source: RefSeq, a predicted model, not a curated record